UUAAAUUUUUGUAACAUAAGGAUGGCGGCGGUUGGAGUGGCUGGUUCUGUUGCUUCUACAAAGUCAAACCAUUUGAUGAAUAAUCAAGAAUGUAACGAAAAGCACGAGAAAUUAAUAAAUGGAAUAGUAAAUCAACAUACUAAUGGUUAUGUUAAACCAAAAUAUUCCAGCAAUGGGAUUACUAAAAUGUCGGGCAAGAAGAGCGACGUCCACCCGUGGAUGGACUGGAGCCAGCACGAGCUGAACCCCGGCUCGUUCGAGAAGUGCUCGCUGCUGACGGCGGCGCUCACGCACGCCGGCCUCUACAUCCUCAUGUUCCUCGGCUUCAUAAACCAGCUGCUGUUCAAGCCCAAGGUCGCCACGGAGAGGAAUAGGGAGGGGUACGCGCCGCUGUACAACCCGUUCGAGCAGUUCUUCUCGCGCUACGUGUACCGGCGCGUGCGCCACUGCUUCAACCUGCCCAUCACGUCGGCCCCCGGCGCGGAGCUCACGCUCAAGGAGCGCGCCACCGACGACUAUAAUUGGAGCUUUCGGUUCACGGGCAAGGAGAAGCGCUGCAUCAACUUGGGCUCGUACAACUACCUGGGGUUCGCGGAGGCGGAGGGCGAGUGCGCGGAGGCGGCGGCGGCGGCCGCGCGCCGCUACGGGCUGGCCGCGUGCUCGCCGCGCGCCGAGCUCGGCUCCACCGCGCUGCACGCCGAGCUGGAGGCCACCACGGCGCAGUUCCUGGGCGUGGAGUCGGCCAUAGUGUUCGGCAUGGGGUUCGCGACGAACUCGAUGGGCGUGCCCGGGCUGGUGUCGCGCGGCUCGCUGGUGCUGAGCGACGAGAACAACCACGCGUCGCUGAUCCUGGGCCUGCGGCUGGCGCGCGCCACCGUGCGGGUGUUCCGCCACAACGACCUGCGCCACCUCGAGCGCCUCGUGCGCGCCGCCCUGCUCGAGGCCAAGUGGGACCGCAUCAUUGUGGUAGUCGAAGGUGUGUACAGCAUGGAGGGGUCGAUAGUGCCGCUCGCCGCGCUCGUAGCGCUGAAGAAACUCCUUGGUUUCUACAUUUACCUGGACGAGGCCCACUCGGUGGGGGCCAUGGGGCCCCGAGGGAGAGGCAUCACUGACUACGCCGGUGUGGACCCUAAAGACGUGGACAUACUAAUGGGUACCUUCACUAAGAGUUUUGGCGCCGCUGGAGGUUACAUUGCAGGCUCGUCGAAGCUGAUCAACAGCGUGCGCGCGCGGGGGCACGGGCACGCGUACGCGCACGCGAUGGCGCCGCCGGUGGCCGCGCAGGUGCUGGCCGCCAUGCGCGCCAUCGCCGCGCCCGCCGGCCGCCGCCGCGUCGCCGCGCUGCGCCGCAACGCGCACUACUUCCGCGACCGGCUGCGCCAGAUGGGCGUGGUGACGUUCGGGCACCAGGACUCGCCCGUGGUGCCGAUGCUGGUGUACACGUUCAGCAAGAUGGCCGCCACGGUGGAGCGGCUGGCCCAGCGCCGCGUGGCCACCGUGGGCGUGGGCUUCCCCGCUACGCCGCUCAACAAGGCGCGCAUCAGGUUCUGCCUGUCGGCGGCGCACACGCGCGAGCAGCUGGACGAGUGCCUGGCGGCCAUCGAGGCGGUCGUGGACGAGCUCGGCCUGCGCUACUCGCGCCGCCGCUAGCCGCCCCCCCCACCACCCACCACCACACCACCACACCACUCCACCACGCGCCCGCCCCGCGCCGCCCGCAGUACGUCGCGCGUCCCGUACCGCAACACGUAUCCGUAUACGCUCCGGCGCCAGCAGUGUAACGCUAACCGUCGCCCGGCUUUUGCAGUCGAUAUGAUUGUGCCGACUCCACUGGUAGACGUUAUUAGAUGAGGGAUUGGGAUGUCGUGCUGAUGGCCCUGGUGAUCAUCAAGAAUUGGUACUUAUUACGUUUGUCAUUGAGUACGUUUUCGUAUAAAAUUUGUUUUAUGUUUCUAUGUUUGUAUGUUACGUCCGCCGAGGGGCGCGGCUCGGACACUGAGGUGUUGAGACGUCGUGUGAAAGUGUUGAAAGUCUCUAAAAUUGUAACAAAUCUUUAGUGGUGUUGUAUUUAAAGUUGAUUAGGUACGGAACAUUAUUAUUAACACAUCAGUGUGAAUUAUUAUAUGUGACUGAUACUUUAAUCGAGGUUUAAUAUUAUAAAACGAUAUAUAUUUCAUGUGUUUUGUCAUCUAUAGGAUUUACGAAGCAUUUUAUCUCGUAAGAGUGAAGUUUUUUUGAUCUUUACCUGUGUUAUUCACAAGGUCAGUGCUAGUGUGGUGCAGGAGGUAGUAUUAUAGGAAUGGAAUGAUGUAUGGAGUCUGUGACUGAACCCAAAGGUCGCAAAGCUAAAGCUGACAUAGGACAUGUAGACCAUGCAUGCUGGCAUGUGGUUGAAAGUAUUGCAUUUGGUAAAUAACUCUUCUAAUUUGAAUUUGUAUUUUUUUUUAACUAUUAAAGAGCAUAAUUAUUUCAAGUGGCAUAAAUUGACCUCCAAUGUAUCCGGUUGUAAGUUGCCGCUUCCGUUCCCACCUCAUUUACGUUUCUCUUCUUUAUUAGUUUUUAAAAAUACUUUUAUUCGUCUUAAUGCUUUAGUUAUUUAUGUCCAAACAAAAUGAGCGAAUAUCAAUCAGAAUCAGUAAAAUUAAACCUUAUGUAAAGGUAAUCAAACACAAGAAAAUAUUAUUUAAAGGUGUUUGCUACAUGUUCUGCAUAUUAUAAAAAAAUAGAUGGUAUGUCAGCUGUAGCUAAGAAAAUAUUACGAAGCACAAGGGCUUCGCCUCUACCUCGUUGUGUGCGCACGCAGGCCGUGCGUGCGCGUGUGCGUGCGCGCGUGCGUGUGUGUGCGUGCGCGCCGACAAUAUUACGUUUAAUAGUUAAUUUUAAUGUUAAUGUAUAAUUCGUUAUACUCAAUAAAUUAUUUUCUCACGC
Zerene cesonia (dogface butterfly) is the source of this 2928-nucleotide messenger RNA. RefSeq names its product serine palmitoyltransferase 2 (gene lace). The transcript is spliced from 9 exons. Gene Ontology annotation, biological process: ceramide biosynthetic process; sphingosine biosynthetic process. Gene Ontology annotation, cellular component: serine palmitoyltransferase complex. Gene Ontology annotation, molecular function: pyridoxal phosphate binding; serine C-palmitoyltransferase activity. Bases 22 to 1650 code for a protein of 542 amino acids. The record is from RefSeq and is a predicted model, not a curated record. NCBI's taxonomy places the organism in Eukaryota, Metazoa, Arthropoda, Insecta, Lepidoptera, Pieridae.